GCUGGCGUGGGGUUAGUUUCUCCUACAUGAGCUGGAUCCACACUCAAAGGAGAUGGUCAGAGACCCACUUUUUUCCCUCCCCAAAAAACAAUACCACAAACAAGUGCAGAAAAUUAAACUUGUUUAAGCACACCUCCAUGUCUCUCUUCAAUCACAUAAACGACAACUUCCAUAUAUAUUUCACCUCCUCUCUCUCUCUCUCUCUCUCUCUCUCUCUCAAUCAAGUUAUCUUUCCUCAAACCUCUCUUUCUGGGAAAAUUUGGGUAAAUUCGCAGGUUCUUGAGAUUUCUUGAAUCAAGCAUCAUUCUUUCCACUCAAAGCUCUGUGGUGUAAUUCACUAUUUUUCCCUUCUGGGUCUUUGUAAAUAUGCAUAUCUGGAUGUGGGUCUGGGGUUAGAAGUGAAUACAUGAACUUGGGGGGUCAAGGAGCAAAAUCAAUGGCCGGCGAUGGGGUCUCCGACCUUUUUCCGGUGGGUCUCCGGGUACUUGUCGUCGAUGAUGACCCAACUUGUCUCAUGAUCUUAGAGAAGAUGCUUCAGAACUGCCUCUAUGAAGUUACCAAAUGCAACAGAGCAGAGACUGCACUGUCAAUGCUAAGGGAGAACAAAAACGGUUUCGAUGUAGUUAUAAGCGAUGUGCACAUGCCUGACAUGGAUGGGUUCAAACUCCUUGAGCGCAUUGGGCUGGAGAUGGACCUGCCUGUUAUCAUGAUGUCUGCGGAUGACAGUAAAGAUGUUGUGAUGAAAGGCGUUACUCAUGGUGCAUGUGAUUAUCUGAUCAAACCAGUUCGGAUUGAGGCAUUGAGGAAUAUAUGGCAACACGUAGUUCGGAAAAGGAAGCAUGAGUGGAAGGAUGUUGAGCAAUCAGGAAGCAUAGAAGACGGAGAAAGGCAACAGAAGCAAUUAGAAGAUGCAGAAUUCUCGUCAUCCGGAAACGAAGGGAAUUGGAGAAGCUCAAAGAGGAGGAAGGACGAGGAAGAUCAAGGGGAGGAUAGGGAUGAUACAUCUUCGCUAAAGAAGCCAAGGGUAGUUUGGUCAGUUGAGCUCCAUCAGCAGUUUGUGGCGGCAGUGAAUCAACUUUGCAUAGACAAGGCUGUUCCGAAGAAAAUUCUGGAGUUGAUGAAUGUUCCUGGACUCACUAGAGAGAAUGUUGCUAGCCACCUUCAGAAAUAUCGUCUAUACCUCAGAAGGCUAAGUGGGGUAUCACAGCAUCAGAGUGGACUCAACAACUCUUUCAUAGGACCUUCAGACCCAACCUUUGGGUCAAUGUCUUCACUCAACGGGCUUGAUAUUCAAGCUCUUGCUGCCACCGGUCAACUCCCAGCGCAAAGUCUUGCCAUGCUCCAAGCAGUAUCCUUGGGUAGGUCCCCCAACAAAUCCAGCAUUUCCAUGCCCUUUAUGGAUCAGAGGAACCUUUUCAGCUUUGAAAAUCCAAAGCUAAGAUCAAGAGAGGGGCAGCAGCCACAAAUGAGCAAUAAUAGCAAUAGUAAGCAAGUUAACUUACUCCAUGGGAUCCCGACAAACAUGAAUAUGCAACCCAACCCACAUGGAAUCCAGAAUAGCUCUUUAAUGAAUAUGCAAAUGUCUCAACCACAGUCAAGACCGGCGAUAUUCAAUGAUACGGGUGCCAAUCAAAUUUCAAGGAUUCCAUCUUCAAUAGCGCAGCCUAAUUUGUCAAAUGGGAUGCCAAGUGGGGUAGUUUUGGCAAGAGAUGGAAACAAUUCAGUUUCUCAAGUCUCUACAAUGGUUGAUUUCUCAGUACAACACCCAAAUUCAGAUUUCCAAGGCAAUAGUUUUCCGCUCGCAACUAAUAAUUCACGGGUGUCCGUUAUCACUUCUAAGGGGUUGCUCCAAGAAGAUGGUAUUAACUCGGAUAUGAAAGGAUCAAGAGGGUUUGCUCCUAGUUAUGAUAUUUUUGGUGAUCUCCAACAGCACAAAACACAAGAUUGGGAGUUACAGAAUGUGGGCUUGACCUUCGAUGCAUCCUCACAUUCGAAAACUCAAGGCAACAUCAAUGUCCCACCUUCUGUUUUGGUGCACCAAGGGUUCUCUUCUAGCCAAAACAUUGUGCAGAACAGAAGUACGUCUGUUGGAAAGGUAAUGUUCUCAGUUGGGGAACAAAGUGGACAUAGCAAUACCCAAAGUAUGAUGGGUCAACAAUUGGAUACUCUCUUCGAUGGUAAUUCAUUAAGGGUUAAAGCUGAAAAUCAUCCUGAAGCGAGCACUCAGAAUACGCUAUUUCAUGGACAGUUUAGUCAGGAGGACCUAAUGAGUGCACUACUCAAGCAGCAAGAAGGACUUGGAGUGGCUAGCAACGAAUAUUUUUUUGAUGGGUUUCCCUUAGAUCAUCUUCCUGUGUAGGAUGUAUGCUUCAUUGUCUAGCUCUAUCAAUGGUUUGCACUUUGUGGUGUACAUAGUUGCUGUUGCUGCAGAAUUCAACUCUCUCAUUUUCUCCAACCAAAUGGUAGAAAUUCAGUUUCCCUCCUAGUUCAAGACACGGGAUCUUGAUUGCUUCAUAUGAAUCAAAUGCAUCAUAAUUCGUCGAAUGGGGGAGGAAAAUCUUGAAGGAUACAGCUGCAUGAUGUGCGCAAAUCACAUGCCAAGUUUUUGACUGCUUGUAGUGAAUCUGUUUGAGAACUUUGUAUUGCGGUAUGAGCAGUGCUUUCUAUGGCACAUGUGAAGCUGUUUGGUAGGGGCAAAGUUUUAUCGUGCUUCUUGGUUGUUGGAUUUGGAACUUUUUUCAGGUUUGUGGAUAUGAGUUCUGAGAAAUCUGUAAACAUUUGUUGGAGCCUUUGUAACUAUAAUAACACGCGUUGUCGUUUUAGGUACACAGACUAUAAAAUGUACAGAUUUCAGUUGAUUGCUCAAGACAUAAGUCUUGGUACUUUUUGUUAAAAUUUCACUUCCCUCUUGUACUCAAGAUUACAAGAUUGUAUUCUGGUUUAUGCUUUAUGAGCUUUUCUAAUAAUGUCACCUCUUUGUAA
Rhododendron vialii is the source of this 2982-nucleotide messenger RNA. RefSeq names its product two-component response regulator ARR2-like. Gene Ontology annotation, biological process: cytokinin-activated signaling pathway; phosphorelay signal transduction system. The record is from RefSeq and is a predicted model, not a curated record. Lineage: Eukaryota; Viridiplantae; Streptophyta; Magnoliopsida; Ericales; Ericaceae. Gene Ontology annotation, molecular function: DNA binding; DNA-binding transcription factor activity. Bases 407 to 2359 code for a protein of 650 amino acids. The transcript has 6 exons.